This is a messenger RNA of Marmota monax (woodchuck), 2079 nucleotides long. It is a transcript of the gene Fbxo43, whose product is annotated as F-box protein 43. Gene Ontology annotation, biological process: regulation of mitotic nuclear division; negative regulation of meiotic nuclear division. Bases 6 to 2036 code for a protein of 676 amino acids. The transcript is spliced from 5 exons. Gene Ontology annotation, molecular function: zinc ion binding. Gene Ontology annotation, cellular component: nucleus. NCBI's taxonomy places the organism in Eukaryota, Metazoa, Chordata, Mammalia, Rodentia, Sciuridae. The record is from RefSeq and is a predicted model, not a curated record.
UGAAGAUGUCACAAAGGCACUCAGAUCAAGCUAGCCCUGGAACAGGAAGUCAGGUGGACUCUCCUACCAUCAACUGCAAGUGCUCCAGCUUCAGACGUUCUUGUUCCACAUCUUCCUUUCAAGAUAGUGACCAUAACAAGUUGUCAAAAUCUUUCUGCUGUAAUAAUGCAGAUAAAGAAGUUUUGGGAAACAAAGAAAAAGACCCAACAGUAACUCAUGAGCACCCUGAAACUUUAAACCUAGGCUUAACACAUCCUUUAGAGUCUCCCACUCAAAGAAAGAAAUGUGUCUUUUCUAGGAAGGAAAUGGAGAAAACCCCAGAACUUUGUGAAACUCCUAAAGUCAGUGGGAAAAAAUGUCUACUGCGGAGAAGAUUGAAUAUGUCUUUCUCUCUUCUAAAGGGGGACUUUGAAUCACGAAACAGUUCUUUAGAAAGUAGUAUAAGCCAAGUUCUCAACUUAGAAAAAAAGAUCCCAAGCAGUGCCACAGAUUUUCCCAGGCAAAAUGAUUUUAGCCCAUUAGUUACUAGCACAUUAAAAACAGAAGAAGUGACAUCCAACAGUCAAAACUUGAGACUAAAUUUUUCUCAACAGAAGACUUCCACAAUUGAUGAUUCUAAAGAUGAUUGUGACUUAUUUGAAGUUGAAUGUAUAUCUCCAAUUCAGGGCAAUAAUUCCAAAGAUUCUAUCACACAUGACUUUAGUGAUAGUAGUUUAAGUGUUAAUGAUGAAAAUACACAUCCUGCACUUCUGGGCUCCUCUGGUAGUGGAACAACCUGUGGAAUAGAUGAGGACCUAUUUGUGACUCCAGUAAGUAAUCUUGUAGCGAAUAUUAAAUUUAAUGCAAGUCAAACACAUUCUCCUUCAGCUGAAGUGAGACACAAUGUUUCAACACCUGAAGACAGUGGUUUCAACUCACUUAGCUUGGAGAAGUCUGAAGAUUCCCUCUCUGACCAGGAGAGUUCUUUUCAAGAACUAUUCCAGAAUCAUAAGGGGACUCUCAAAUUGGGGGACACCGUAAGAAAGUCAAGGCGUCUUGGAAGGUCGAGAAGACUGUCCACUCUUCGGGAGCAAGGCUCACAGUCAGAGACAGAGGAGGAAAAGCAGAUCACCCACUCCAACCCUGAAACGAGACUCUUGACCACUUCAAGCACCUCAGAGAGUGGGCUGGGCUGUGAUAAUAAGAGUGAAGAUUUGACCAUAAGCUUCGAGAAUUUAUCAAGAACCCCAGCCUUGCAAUUAGUGCAUGAGCUCUUCAUGAAAAACAAAAGGAAAAGAUUUCAGCAAAAGGAUGCCCAUGAAUUCUUGGAAGAAAGGGAUGGGGAAACAAUUGCCACCUUGCAAUCUGUUCUUGCAGGACUGAUUGGCAAAAAGAUGGGUAUAGAACAGCUGGACAUCUUAACAGAAUUAAAGUAUAGAAAUUUAAGGCAUAUUCUUGCUAUGGUUUUAGAUUCCUUGACUGCAGAGAGCCUGUACAGUGCUUGGAAAGUCAGCAAAAACUGGCGUGAAAUUGUUGUUCAAGAUAAAAAAGCAAAUCGGAGGAGGAAAUUUUAUAUCACACAACUGAAAGCAAAUUCUGAGGGUGAGGCUGUAUUAAAUGUUGAAGAUGCUGCCACUCGCCUCCAUCUUUUAAAUCGCUCAGCUUUAAGAUCAGUACAAGCUCAGGCUAAGACACCCAGUUCUCAGAAAGAGCAAGUUCCAACCUUAUCUCCUUGGGGAGAAAUUUUGACACCUAUAGCAAGCUCUUCAGUUAACCAUUUAAAUAGUAAACAGGAAGAAUAUGUUAAGGUUGCCAAAACACUUUUUAUUGAUGAAGCAUUAAAACCUUGCCCAAGGUGCCAAUCCCCUGCUAAGUAUCAGCCAUAUAAGAAAAGGGGACUGUGUAGCCGCACAGCCUGUGGUUUUGACUUUUGCGUGUUGUGUUUGUGUGCUUAUCAUGGGUCUGAAGAAUGUAGUAGAGGAACAGCAAAGCCAAGAAAUAGAAAAGAUGCUCUCCCAGGAAGUGCCCAGAGUAAGCGGAAUUUAAAACGCCUUUAAAGAGACGAAACAUAAAAGAAGCAUUCCCUCUUUGCAAUGUUCU